Messenger RNA from Perkinsus marinus ATCC 50983, 205 nucleotides. RefSeq lists its product as hypothetical. The annotation marks the transcript as partial. NCBI's taxonomy places the organism in Eukaryota, Perkinsozoa, Perkinsida, Perkinsidae. The record is from RefSeq and is a predicted model, not a curated record. The transcript has a single exon.
AUGGGCGUCGUUGUGUUUGUCAAUCUGACGGACUUGAACUCGGAGAACGAUUGUGAAAGGCUACGCUUGGGAGAAGGUGUUUUCAUCGUUCUUGAGUGCAAGCAUGGGAAAAGUUCGAACAUGACCACAUCAUCCACUAUAACGCUACCUUCUCAGCGGGAGCGCCUCUUGGCCCAUGCUCGGUCGCAGCAUCAACCGAUUCCGG